Linderina pennispora is the source of this 846-nucleotide messenger RNA. Its product is annotated as CHAP-domain-containing protein. Bases 57 to 776 code for a protein of 239 amino acids. The transcript has a single exon. Lineage: Eukaryota; Fungi; Kickxellomycota; Kickxellomycetes; Kickxellales; Kickxellaceae. The record is from RefSeq and is a predicted model, not a curated record.
CAAGAAACCAAAAGCACUUUUCUCAAUAACCUUUUUCUCAACAAAACACAUCAGCCAUGAAGUUCACUGCGCUUGCGACCUUCUUCCUCGCUACUAUCUCUCCGCUGGUGAGCGCUUACCCAAUCUACAAGGCCGAUACCGUCAACUGCCGCUCCAGCCCCAGCACCUCAGGCAAGGUGGUCAAGACCUACAAGAAGGAUGAUGAUAUCAAGCUCACAUGCCAGAUCUCCGGCGAGACCAUCAAGGGCAACUCGCUCUGGGGCAAGACCUCGGACGGCUGCUACGUCGCCGAUUAUUAUAUCAAGACCGGCUCCACUGGUCUUGUCACCGGACGGUGCAAUACUGGUGGGGGCUCAUCUGGUGGGGGCUCCACUGGUGGUGACAGCACUGAAAUGAAGGAUGAUUAUCCUUACAAGAGCAACUGCGGUCCUGUUGACAAAUGGAAUUACUUCAAGUGCCAGUGCACGUCGUUUGUCGCCUGGCGCAUCAACUCGCGCCUGGGCAUCAGCUUCCACAACCGCUACAAGGGCAAGGCGUGGGGCAACGCGAAGGAGUGGGAUGAGGCGGCGCGCGCAUCGGGUGUCACUGUGAACAACACUCCGAAGGUUGGCGCUGUUGCCCAAACUAAUGCCGGACGGUUUGGCCAUGUCGCUUGGGUUGCUAAGGUCUCGGGCAACAAUGUUGUUGUCGAGGAGUAUAACAAGGGUGGAACUGAGCGCUAUGGUACCCGCACUGUCCCUAAGAGCUCGUUCAACUACAUCCACGUCAGGAAGUGAGCGGCUGCAAAUUGACAUAAUUUCGAACCAAAACAUCUGUAUGUGAAUAUCACCAACCUACCCUACAAUA